Fomitopsis serialis is the source of this 1362-nucleotide messenger RNA. RefSeq lists its product as uncharacterized. Bases 1 to 1362 code for a protein of 453 amino acids. The record is from RefSeq and is a predicted model, not a curated record. The transcript is spliced from 6 exons. NCBI's taxonomy places the organism in Eukaryota, Fungi, Basidiomycota, Agaricomycetes, Polyporales, Fomitopsidaceae.
AUGUCGUCGACUGCCAGUGGAUCUGCUCUUGACAAGUAUAUCGCGUGGAUGCAGCGCAUGAAGAUGCCAGCGAAGGGCGAGGAUCUGCUGCAGUGGACAGUGAAGUUCAACGGAGCAUCAAAUGAGUACACCCGGAGUCGCGGGCCAAAUACCAGUGUGGAAGACAAGGCUAGACAAGCCGCGGCACUGAACCACAUAUGGGACGAGAUGGACGCCAAAGGAACGCCGCAGUACCACACUUGGCGGGUCGCGACGUAUCCCUGGAUGUCCCACCCAAUUGAGAAGCGCAGGGCGCAGAGAAAUGCGGAGAAAGAGAUGCGAGACGCAAAGCCAGUCGAUCACGACAUCACAGCAGAACAAGGCGUCGAGGGAGGGCCUUCUGCGCAGGCCGACUCUGUCCCAAGCGGGGAAACGGUCAGAGAGAGGAUACAUUCAAACCACGUAGCGCUCCCCGGGCGAAGCACGGAACGUGUGGCGGGCAAACGCACUGCAUCGGAGGUGGGGUUCGAUGAUAGCCUGGAGGACGGCGGGGAUACCUACCAUCAGCCAACAUUCUUAGUGCGACAAUUGCAAGGCACGGCCCACAAAAGCCGGUUGUCAUGUCGCUCCGGGGUCGACAGCCUGCCAGAGCUGUCUGGACCAGAGGUUGAACUGCAUGUGGGACCGCGUGAGCCCGCGCGACAUUAUGCGCGAAGGGUCACGGGGAAGAAACCUCGAAAGGAGAAUGAACACCCUUUCGCGUCGCACAAAGUCGGUGUCAGCAUGGCGGAGACAUUUGUCGCAUCUAGGGGCGCCGAUCCCCGCGACAGAGAGGCCUCGACGCCACAGCGUGCGCUUGCUAAAUCUCACAGUGGGGACGUAUCGCAGACAAUGAACACGUCGAAGCAAGAGGCACCGUCUCCGGAAGAACGGGAGGAGACGUUCGCGUACUAUGCUGCCAAAGAGGAGAUCCUGCACCUGGACGCGCGUAUGGCUGUAUUGAUGCAUCAGCGUCGUUCAUUGGAAAUGCUUAUCCAGGAUAUGGAGGACGUUGACGGAAGAAGGGUAGUAGGGAUGUCGACAAUAUCAGUGAAUAACGGGCUAGAAUUGGGAUCACCGGUGCCGAAAAUGCUCGACAAUGUGUAUCAAAAAGUAUCGUUCGAAGCAUCCAGUGUAUAUCUCCCUGCUGGGGUGCUGCUGUUCAAGGCGUGGCGAUUAUUAUAUGACAAUAUAGAGGAACCGCAACGGCAAAUAGGCGCAGCAGAUGCCCAGCGACGAUCUGAGAAGGGUGUGUAUGGCUCUGAUGCUGCGAUUGCAUGUCACCCGGACAUCAAUUACCAGGACGCGCAGGAAGGCCAGUCUGAUAGGCAUCCGGAUGUCUGA